Molecule: messenger RNA, 2697 nt
Organism: Schistosoma mattheei
Lineage: Eukaryota; Metazoa; Platyhelminthes; Trematoda; Strigeidida; Schistosomatidae
Source: the annotation of a GenBank genome assembly
AUGCCACCUCGUUUUUUGUUAAAUAUACCUUUAGAAAAAUCUUCACAUUAUCCAUCACAGUCUUGCAAAUCACUUAUCGAUUUAGGAGGAUCUAAUGUGACAAUUUUGAACAAUACAAUAAACCAUCUUAAAACAUAUCAAAAUUUCUCAGGUAUACUCAAAUUGGCAUAUCCUGGAUCCAUACAACCGUUGGAAAAUUUACUUCUAUCCUCUUGGGGUAAUGUCGUUAUGUCUGAACAGUUCUUCCCACAUUUAUCAAUGGAGAACCCGCCAUCCAUUCGUCAUCCUUUUGUUUACGAAAACUGGAAAUCUCAAUUAUCAUUACACGAGUCCAAUACCUUUGGAAUGACGAUUGAUAAACAUACUAUAUUCGAAACAUCUAAUCCCCUAACAGAAUCUGUUAAACAUUUACCAGGGAUUACUUAUGAAAGUCGAGUACUUGGCCAUUUUCAAAAUCCUGAGUUGUUUCAUUCACCUGCUUCACUACCGAAACUGACUCCAUCCCCAGACGUUAAGAAUAGAUCUCAUUUGUCCAGUAUAAACAAUAAACCAUUGGUUCUGAAUAUUUCUAAUCCCAGAUUUCCACCAAUAAAUUCAUCCAAAUCGACGACUACCAAUGAUUUUAGCGGAUUAUGGCCGCCAAGUAUCUCACUGUCCAACCGUAUUAUCAACAAAAAUAAUGAUGGUUCACUGAUAUUACAAAAUGAUAGUUUCAUUCCCAAGGCACUGUCUGAUCAACAGGAUUUUCGCAUUCCAACUAGCAUAAUCAAUGAUCAAAAAGUUGUUCAAAACCCCUCAUCGAUCUGUCUUGCAACAAAUAAUAUUUCUGUAACUAUUUCCCCUGCCUUACCAAACCUCAUAACUUCGUCUGCAUUUUGUUGUCCAACACGUUUCAUUCCAGAAAGUGUAAAAACAGCUGUAUCAAAUCGAACAUUCUGUUUUGUCAGUUCGAGGAAUGUGGCAAAACUACCGAGUGUGUGCGUUCAUUCAACAUUAAUAAAUCAAAAAAUUCACUCUAGUGUUGCAGCUCCAGAUGUAAGUUACUGUGGUGCAACACCUUAUCAUCGUUCCCAACCACCCAGAAAAUCGGGGGAUGUUUCACAAGUUCCCGUCAGUACACUAUCUUCUUUUGUCAAGGAAACCAAUCAUUUAGAAGAAUCCUGUCUUGAUAUAGCUAAUCUAAAAAACGCACCUGAUAAGUCGAUCCAGCAGCAUGAGCUAUCUCCACCUAAAAAUUUAUUCCAUUGUGAUUACUGUACUUUUACGUCUUCGAAUUCCGAUCGUCUUUUUCGACAUAUAAAUUCACGGCAUUUAUCAUCGCUUGAGCGUGAUAAGGUAAAACCUUCAUGCCUUCAAGUUCAUCCGACAUCUUUAUCUGAUAUUUCGAAUCAAAUUAUUAUCACAUCUGAUUAUUCUUCGUCAUCGUCAUCUUCGUUUUCGAUUACUAAUUCCAAUUCAUCGUUACCGGUUACUGAUUCUACUUCUUCAAACGUAUUUGAAACAACAGUAUCUAAUACUCCUUCGACUUUUACAACUCAAGAUAAUAAUAACUAUAGGUCUUGUAAUCUACUUCCAUCCGAAUCGUUUCCAAAUAUACCGGUUACAGUUUGCGUUGAGUUAUCAGUGAAUAAUAAAGGAAGCACACUUCUAAAUGAAUCUUCGGGUUCAUCCUAUGCGUCUGGUAGUACAUUAGAUGAUACCAGUGAUGAAAAAGACUCAGUAUUUUUAGGAUUUACUCAUAUGGGAUCAUCACGGAAAAGGCUACAUUCUCCGGAGGGUUCAGAAACAAGUUUAUUCGAUUCAUCGAGUCAACAAAAAAAUAGACAUCGAAAGAAUCGUAUUACAAGUAAUCGCCAUAAUGUCGCGGCAUUAGUUGAUCGUGGAAAGUCAAUCAAUUUUUCAUCCUACAUGACAAUUUCAAAGCAAGAAACCAAAGGAUAUUUUACUAGUAAAGAGUCUACUCUUCUACCAGUAAACUCCUCUUUCCCACUACGUGAUAUAUCAGUUACAUUGGAACGUUUAAAUGAUAUUCCGGAAUACAGCCAUACUGAUUCAGAUUCAUCUAUUAUAAAUAUAAGUUCCACCUCAUCCGAAUAUUCUUACCAAGAUACCCAACGUUUGACACCAGAUGAAAUUGAAAACCCUGAAUUAGAAAAACAAAGAAUGAAAGAUGGGUUUUCUCUUUCUUAUGAUAAUUUCAAAAGUAGCGAACAAGGUACUCUGUCACAUAAACAUAACGAACUAAAUGAAGACUCUGAGCAAAUUAAGAAACAUCCAUACUUAAAUGAGCUUCCAGUCGCCGUAGAUUCUAAUCAAAGUGAAAUGCUUAAAAUGUCAAAUAAUCGUCGCAGACCAUCUGGUGCGAAAAAAUACUCUAAACAGCUUGAAAUUCCUGACCAGUUUUUAACUUUGCAGUCUCGAAGUGAAAUGGAAGCUGAUGAACUUCAAGUGGAUAUUUUGACAGGAGAAAUAUUUGUCAAGAACAUACCUUUGCGGUCCCUAGUUACAGGUUUGAAGCGUCCACGAUUUUACCAGUUAGAACUGGAUUAUAAAAAAUAUUUACCUCGAGGUGGUCGUAGUCAACCUUUUAGAAAUUCCAAAGGUCAGCAUCCUUUUUCAAAUAAUUCAAAAAAUGUACACAAAGUUAACAGAGUAAUUACAACAGCUAACAAACGAUCAAACAAGGAAAAAAAGUAA